UGUAGUGGAACAGCCGCGAGGACAGCAAAGAUUUCGUCAUUCUGUGGGAGGGGCGGAGUGUUAACCAAACACCGGCUGUCGCGUUCCCACCACCACCAGACGGGGAAUAAUUCUGGUAGCGGGAUCGGGAGCGGUCUGUUUGCCAACAGAAAUAUCAUUUCCUUUGCCGGGUUUAGCCGGGGGUUUAGAUCAGGCCGCAGCUCGCAACAGAAGUCCACGCCAGGCUCACAGAAUGUGGCCAAAACAGACGCCGCUAACGCUACGAAACCCAAACUCGCGGCCCUCCCCCCUGCCAAGGACCUGCGUCGUCUGCUGCAGCUGGCCCGGCCGGAGAGACGACGUGUUGCAGCUGCCAUUGGCCUGCUGCUGAUCUCCAGUGCGGUGACCAUGGCAGUACCCUACAGUAUGGGCCGGGUCAUCGACACCAUCUACUCAGCCGUGGAGCAGGGUAACGUCAUGGACAACCUGAAGUGGAUCUGUAAGAUACUGGUGGUCGUCUUCAUCGUGGGAGGAUGUGCCAACGCUGGGAGGGUGUAUCUCAUGCAGAUGUCAGGCCAGAGGAUCGUGAACAGGUUACGUAAUGCCGUGUUCGGCUCCAUCAUGAAGCAGGAGACCGCGUUCUUCGACAAGACGCGGACGGGAGAGCUCAUCAACCGCCUGUCGGCGGACACCGCCCUGGUGGGCUACGCCGUGACGGAAAACAUCUCGGACGGACUGAGGUCCACGGUCGCAGUGGUGGCAGGGGUGGGCAUGAUGUUUUAUGUCUCUCCACAACUGGCAUCCAUCGUACUGACAGUGGUUCCACCGAUCAGCAUGAUCGGCAUUCUGUAUGGACGAUACGUACGCAAGAUCACCAAGAGGGUACAGGAUGCACUGGCCAAAUCCACAGAGGUAGCAGAAGAGAAGAUAGGCAACAUCCGCACAGUCAAGGCCUUUGCCAAAGAGGACAAUGAGUGUGAAAGAUACGCCGAGAAAAUUGCCACCGUCGUCAACCUUGCCAAGCAGGAAUCUUUGGCAAAGGCCGCCUUCUUUGGAUCGAUGGGGAUGGCAGGGAACCUUGUGGUCCUGUCAGUUCUGUAUGGAGGAGGCAUGAUGAUGGAAAGUGCACACAUCACUGUGGGAGACCUGUCUGCCUUCCUAAUGUACACCGGAUGGGUGGCUAUGUCUCUGGGAGGUCUGACAUCCUUCUACUCAGAACUGAUGAAGGCCAUCGGAGCGACUUCUCGACUUUGGGAGCUGGUGGACAGGAAACCAGAAAUAGCAAUAGAUGUUGGACAUGUGCCCACUGCCGCCUCUGUGCUUGGUGCCAUCAAGUUUAACGACAUCCAUUUUGCGUAUCCCUCCCGACUCGAUGUACAAGUCUUCUCCAACCUCGACCUCUCUGUCCCGGCCGGAUCUGUCACUGCCGUGGUGGGAUCCAGCGGAUCAGGAAAAUCCACCCUGGGAUCCCUGCUUCUCCGCCUGUAUGAUCCAAACCAAGGUUCAGUCACUAUUGAUGGAGAAGACAUCAGGAACCUGAAUCCACAGUGGCUCAGGACCUACGUGGGCACCGUGAGUCAAGAGCCGAUCCUGUUCUCCUGCUCUAUCCGGGAUAACAUCACGUACGGAGCGGCCGAGCCGGCUGCCGUGAGCAUGGACAAGAUCCUCCAGGCAGCCCAGGAGGCCAACGCCUUAGACUUCAUCCAGAGCUUCCCUGAUGGGUUUGAUACAGUCGUCGGGGAGAGAGGCAUCAUGCUUUCAGGUGGCCAGAGACAAAGAAUCGCAAUAGCAAGGGCACUGAUAAAGGAUCCCAGGAUCCUGCUGCUAGAUGAAGCUACCAGCGCACUGGAUGCAGAGAGUGAGUCCCUGGUGCAGGAGGCCCUGGAGAGGCUGAUGAUCGGCAGGACGGUGAUCACCAUCGCCCACAGGCUCUCCACCAUCAAGAACGCUGACACCAUCGCGGUCUUACACAAUGGAGGCAUUGUGGAGCGGGGAAGCUACGAGUCCCUCAUGGCCAUCCCCUCGGGCAUGUUCAGGAAACUGGUGGAGAAACAAACCAUCGUGGCGCGUUAGCGGCGACCAUGGCAACGCAUUCAGUAACCAACACACUUGUACGGUCAAGGACAGUUCUAGGGAAAGGUCACAGGAGCUAUCAAAUAGCGAGCUUGAUAUAACAGGUUUUGGAAGCAAGGAAAGCUGAAAGUGACUGGCAUUGUGCAUAUCAGAGAUAGUUUAUUGGAUAGUGAAAAAAAUGAAGAAAAAAAUGAAAUUAAAAAAAUCAGAAAAUUAGAAAAAAAUAUGUUAACCAAGAUGAACUUCCGUGCAAGGAAAAAGUAUAUUUUUACUGCAAAAAUUUUAAAGCUACAAAUUUGUGGGUGAGGUAAAGGCAGUUCUAGAUAAAGCAAAAUAUGAGACAAGAUGACAAUUUUGGAACACCUACCAAUCAUAUUCUUAUUCCAUGUAAUAUGUCAGUUAUUUAGAAUUAUUAGACAUUCCUCCUUUAUUUUGGUUUAUCGUCCCAGAACAGCCCCAAUCAAUAAGGAGCAAUUAAGUGCAUACAUAAGUGGAUGAAAGUAUUGUGUAGUUUUAUGGGGGCAUCAAUUGGCCUCCAUUCAAAGGUUGACUGGGAAGAUUAUAACCUUCUUUUAUGUAACAUUUUGUGACAGCCGGUCCAAUCGGUAGCCUAUUGGUAAUCUCUACCAGGCUUCAGGAAGCGGCUGGAAAGAGUAGAAAUGGGCCAAAUAGACAAAUGACUAGUUUGCCGGCAUAUCAUCUAUCAUCUUGAAAUUGAAAAUACGAAUCUACAUCCUCGCCGAAGAUGCAGUUUAUUUUUCACCUGUAUUGUUGGACUCUCUAGUGGGCAAAGGCAACUUACCACCGCAACUGCUUUUUUUUAAAAAAACGCACUGAAAUAGUAUUCAGCUUUAAUUGUUUUCAGUCUGAGAUGUACGUUAUUAUUUGCUUAAUGGCAAUGUAAUUUGUUUUUUUAUUUCUUGUGUAUGUAACUUUUAUGUGCCCACCUGUUGAAAAGCAGUCACGGAUGAAAGUGUGAUUUAAAAUAAAUGAAAUCUUAUGUAUAACUCAGGGACAGAAAAACAACCAUGUCUUGCAGGCCAGACCGUUGCCUGCAGUGAUGGCACCAGAUUUACGGUGUUUUGUGUAUACAUUCCCUCCAAGUCUAUUCCUGUGCCUUAGGGUAUAUCCUACCACUACCAGACACCUCUGUGUUUAAAACAACAACAGAGGCGUUGUCUCUAGUGGGAACUUCCUCAGACCGUAACGACCAACUUUGGAGCUUUUCAAAACAAACACGGCAGCUAUGGGGCUGUCUGACCCUAUAAGGGGGAACGGCCGGUGUGCUUACAACAGUUUUGCUGGCAUCACCUUGGGAACUACCUAGCCUCUACCAGGCUUCGGGAGGCGGUUGGAAAGAGUAGAAAUUGGCCAAAUAGAGUGCCAGUGGAGUUGGUCCGCUGGAGAGUACAAUUUGCCGCAUCCGUGGGUCGCAAAAUGUACCCUGUCUCGCCUGGUUUACUAUUCCCUUUAGUUUGGCUAAUUUGCUGGAAAGAGAAGAAAUUCGCCGAAUAGAGAGAUAACACGCCAGUGGAGUUGGUCCGCUAGAGAGUACAAUUUGCCGCAUCCUUGGGUCGCAAAAUGUACCCUCUCUCCCCUCGUAUAUUAUUUCCUUUAUUUUGGGCAAUUUCUACUAUUUUUCCAGUGAUCCGAGGUGCCUGGUAGAGGCUAGGAACUGCCAACAGUGAAGAAGAAGUGUAGAAAAAAGCGAGUUUAUAUAUUUUAUGGGUCACAUUACAUACAUGUCUAUGUUCUCGUGUUAAGAAUUAUUAUUAAUGCUGUAUACUGGUAAACCACCACAGCUUACAGGAGUAAUUUGUUUACUCUAACUCAGUAACUGUGUAAAUGUUAAUGUGGACGGGAAGUGCUUUAAAGUUGUACUUACAAAUUGUCGUCAGGUAUUUUGACCUGGAUGCCAUCGCCCAUUACUCACUGUACUAAUCAGGACAUGUGUAACAGUGUCGUUAAAGAAUGCUUUUAAGUCCGUGUUACUCAUAAUUCUGUAAUCACCGAAGUACGUAUACGCUGUUUUCGGGUGUCUUAUCAUAGCAGGUUAUAUGUAAGCUGUUUUUAUAACACGUUGUGCAAUUGUGACAAUUAUUUGUGCUGAUGAAGACCCUGUGUUAUGAGAGAAUGUUUGCUUUUAAAAGAAAUUAUUAGUACCGUACGGUAGUUUAAGGCAUUAGAUGCAAUUCUAGGGUGGCAAUACAAAAAAGAUAUUCUGAAUGAGGAAAUCUGUCUGAUAUUGACAUUCGCUGCCGUUCCUUAGUACAUUUUCAUCAUAAUUUCAUACUUAAAGCUACGUGAGAAGUCCCUUUAUUUUUUGGUACCACCAAUAUUAGCUAGAACCAGCCUGUGGUAGCAAACAACCAACAGUUUUCCGUCAGCGACAUCGUAUUUUUACCUCACAGAUUGAGAUAUCAGUAUGCUACGGAAUAGGGUUCAUUCAACUUACUACAUUAAAAAAUGACCACAAAAUUGACGUUGAAAAUCCAAUUUUACUGCCAUGAAAUUGCGUUGGGUGCCUGUGUCUGCAUGUGUAUAUUUUGUACCAGGUAUUCCAUGAAUCCAGAAAACACAUGACGUAUAUAUUGAUCGCACUCGCUGACAUGAUGACGAUAACCCAGGUCUAGGUGAAGAAGCGGGGGCGUUCAUAAUUGUAUAAAGUAUGUGUGUUUACGCCGGGGACGGAUUUUUGCUAAUCGAUUCCAUCUCGUUUCUCAGCGCCAGGCGGCACGUUCAUAAAGCUUUAUCCAGGAUGGAUGUCAAGUUUUGACAAGAAAGAUUCACCGGGUGGAAAAACGUUCCAGAUGAUGCGACCCACCUCAGCCGAUGUGCGCAAUCCAAAUGACCUUUUCCAUAUCGCCGCUUUCCAAUUGUUAUAAUGGGGGUGGCAUCUUACCCAAACACUGUUCUCUGACAGGACGCACAUGGUUUCAAUUCUGUGUGAGGGAGGCAGGGGAGAGAUAUCAUAAUCCCCUAUCUCAGAUAGAUGCUGCUAAUGUAU
This is a messenger RNA of Branchiostoma belcheri (Belcher's lancelet), 5059 nucleotides long. Its product is annotated as ATP-binding cassette sub-family B member 10, mitochondrial-like. The coding region runs from base 388 to 2052 and encodes 554 amino acids. The transcript has 13 exons. Gene Ontology annotation, molecular function: ABC-type oligopeptide transporter activity; ATP hydrolysis activity; ATP binding. Lineage: Eukaryota; Metazoa; Chordata; Leptocardii; Amphioxiformes; Branchiostomatidae. The record is from RefSeq and is a predicted model, not a curated record. Gene Ontology annotation, cellular component: membrane. Gene Ontology annotation, biological process: transmembrane transport.